AUGGAUAAUCUCUCGCAUUCAAGAAUUCUCGAGCCCAUUGAUCCUAAUUCCCUUUCCCUCAUCUCAUCUUCUUCUGGAUCCAAUCUUUGCAGCAGUAUUCAAGAUGGUACCUUGGGCUCUCCAUUUGGUAUGACAGAAAUGCCUCCGGUUGUGGAAAGCGAAGGAGUUUCGACCGUUAAAUGGCAGUACGACCGUAAAGAGUUUGAAUUCGAUUGUAACAGUACUCCAUCCAAGACUGCCAAUCCACAACAUCAGAAAAUACUUCAUGUGAGGAAAAGACGCUCCCAAUUAAUGGGGGCCAAACCGAGAAUUCCUUCAAAACUUUAUCAAUCAUCGUCUAAGCUGGACUUACUAGAUGAGAAAAUAUUGACCAGUUUUCCUAUACCACCACCACUAGACGUUGGUGGUGGACAUAAUGUCAAGAAGGUGAAACUGAACCCAAUCAAUGAAAUACGCAUACACAACGACAAGGAGAAUAGACGCAUAAGCUAUGGGGUACCCCAGAAGCUAGCAAGACACCGGGAAGAAGACGAAAUGGAUGAGCAUCAAAUGGUACUAGUAGAAGAUUAUAUCCCUUUUGAUGAGGGAAUGGAGAAAAAUAUGGCUAAGAAGAAAGUGUCAAUAUCAAACUUGAGAACCAAGAUGAGCAAAAGAAGUGACAUUAAUGUCCCAUUGAGGUUUAAAAAUCUAUCGAGACAGGAUGGCUCCAAAACACCAUCUUCAUCAUUGACAUUAGUUUCACAUAUAAUGGAUGAGAAUUUUUUGCAUGAACACUCAGCAUGUAGCCUGGAUAAUGACACUCAGACACUUCAAAGCAAGGAUGAUGAAAAAAUAUCUCAGUCAUUCCAACAGAUACUACAGGACUUAAUCAAAUCCGAAACGACAGAGGAGAAUGAUAGGUACCUGUCUGGACUGCGAAUAAACUCCAAGUUAAAGAAAUGCGUGGUAUGUGAAAAGCCAUUAUAUGAGAUAAGUUCUUUAAUUUCAGAAGGUGAUAAUUUUAAAGAGAUUGUAUGCGGGAAAUGUACUGCGAGGUAUGAAGAAGCCGCCAAGAUUUUUGAGAACUACGAAUUUGAAUCGUCUGGUGAAUCCUCUAAUGAUACAACAACAAGCAGUAUGGGUAGCCCCGUCGACCGUUCUCAUUUGGAAGAUCUCGACAUGGGUUCAUCGAAUAAUUGGAAACCACUCAAGAAUAAUUUUUCUGAUGAAUUGAUUAAGAGGCUAAAACUGCAAUCAGGUCUUUCUACUUUGGAAAGAAAGGAAAGACGACAGGAGCAUCUAGAUUGUGGCACAAUUCUUUGGUUUAUGGAGGCCAAGAAAAGAAUAACGCGGUUUCUGACCAACCAGUAUAAGGCCGAUUCCAGGCACAUAAGUUCUUGA
Torulaspora delbrueckii is the source of this 1380-nucleotide messenger RNA. RefSeq lists its product as uncharacterized. The coding region runs from base 1 to 1380 and encodes 459 amino acids. The record is from RefSeq and is a predicted model, not a curated record. Lineage: Eukaryota; Fungi; Ascomycota; Saccharomycetes; Saccharomycetales; Saccharomycetaceae. The transcript has a single exon.